Molecule: messenger RNA, 6501 nt
Organism: Penaeus chinensis
Lineage: Eukaryota; Metazoa; Arthropoda; Malacostraca; Decapoda; Penaeidae
Product: transmembrane and coiled-coil domain-containing protein 4-like
Exons: 12
Coding region: 1-2046 (681 amino acids)
Source: RefSeq, a predicted model, not a curated record
AUGACGCGGCAGGCAAAAACACCGAGGAAUUUUACUGCAAAACGAGAGCAAUUGCAGACCCUGUGGUCGUCACUUGAAGGGCCGCCGCCGCUCUCAAAUUCACAAAUGGACGAAUAUCACUCACAAGGCGCCGAGACCCAGACGCAUUCACGGCAGAAGCGGCGGCGGGGGAUAAGAUGCUACGACGCCCGCAUCCGAGUGCUGAUCACCCACGUCACCUGCCUCCUCGCCGUCAGCGUCGACCUGCUGGAGAUGUACGAGGAGUCGGUUCUGGAGUAUCUCACCAUGGAGCAGAACCCCGUGACGGAAGAGGAGGAGCGCGAGAUGUCGAAGCGGAAGCGAUACCAGAAGAUCAAGCGGUACACAGCCGUGGGCCUCGCUACCCUGGGGGGGGGUGCCAUCCUGGGGCUCACGGGGGGGUUGGCGGCCCCCCUCAUCGGCGCCGGACUCGGGACCAUCAUCGGGGCGGGAGGCGCAGCGGCGUUGUCCUCGACGGCGGGCGUGGCUGUGGUGGGCUCCAUGUUCGGCGUGGCUGGAGCUGGACUCACGGGCUUCAAGAUGCAGAAGCGGAUCGGCGAGGUGGAGGAGUUCGCCUUCGAUUACCUCACCGACGGAAGCCACCUGCACAUCACCAUCGCGAUCUCCGGCUGGCUCACCAAGGAAGGCAUAUCGGAGUUCACUCUGCCGUGGAGGACACUGUAUAAUUCGAGGGAGCAGUACACACUUCGCUACGAGUCCCAGUACCUGCUGGAGUUGGGCCAGGCCAUGGACUACCUCCUCCAGUUCGCUCUUUCCAUGGCAGUUCAGGAGACUCUUAAGUACACUAUCCUUGCUGGUAUUAUUUCAGCAAUCACGUGGCCUGCGUCCCUCCUCACUCUUGCCUCGGUGAUCGACAACCCUUGGGGAGUCUGCUGUCGGAGAUCAGCGGAAGUGGGGCGUCAGCUGGCAGACGUCCUUGUCCAGAGACAGCAUGGCAAACGCCCCGUGACCCUUAUAGGUUUCUCUCUCGGGGCGAGGGUCAUCUAUUAUUGUCUUCUGGAAUUAAGCCGGCGAAAAGGCAGUGCGGGAAUCAUACAAGACGCCAUAUUCUUGGGAGCUCCCGUGCCUGGCUACAGUUCUGACUGGAAAGAAUUUCGCAACAUCGUGUCUGGACGAAUCAUCAACGGCUACUGCCAAGGAGACUGGCUGCUGAGGUUCCUCUAUCGUUCCUCGACCGGCACCAUGAAGAUCGCUGGCCUGAUGCCCAUCGACUGGCAGGAUCGCAGGAUGUUCAAUUUCGACCUUUCGGAUAUUGUGACUGGUCAUAUGGAUUAUGCCAAGAAGAUGGAUGUGAUUCUGCGGUUGUUGGGAAUCCGCACACGUGACCCCAUGACUGACAAUGAUCCCAGAGUCAAGAAGAGCGCAUCCGAUUAUCCAGGGUUUAUGUCGAUGCAUGGAAAAACGGAGUCUUCAGGACUUCGUCCCUCAAGUUCUGACAGCAGGUUACUCUGUGGCCGAAAUGCUCCCCUUGCAAGGGCCUACUCCUCAGAUGACCUCCUUCUCCCCAGGACUGCCUCCUCUCACCUCAGCAAGUCAAGUGCUGAGGACCUCUCUACCCUUAGGACAUUCUCCUCCACAGACCUCAGCAGUAGAGACUUCUCCUCGAGCGGUGACAUUGGCUCUCCAAAGCCCUUUGUCCGGGAAUUACCCAGGGGCAGGACUCUCUCAUCAAGCAACCUCCUGCUUGGCAACAGGCUCUCCUCUUCCUCCUCCUCCUCAAGCGAUCAGGUUCUUGGGGACGACAAAAUGCAGCCGAGGUCUAAAAGCUCUUACUUCACCGACAUGUUCUCAAGAAAGCCACCCUCUGCGAGCCCCAAAGAACAAAAACAGACUCUUGCUCAGGAUAUGUUUAAGCGAAGGACUGUCUCAUCUGGCAACCUAUUCCCAGUCAAAGGUGGUCUGUCUAAUCGAGAAUUCCAACGAUCAAAUUCUCAGGAACAGUCCAAACAAUCCCUGUUUCAGAUAUUUUCAAAAAAACAAGAACGUAUUGAGGAAGAUAGCCCAUGAUUCAGUAUAUAUGUACAUACCAUGUAUUUAUACUUUCAUAACUUUACAUUUAUUUCAGUUUUUCUUUCAUACUUUGUCGUGUUUUAAUUUUUAUAAUUUCCAAAACUUAAAUGUUCCUUUUUUCAACAAAUAUUAGAAUAUGUGUGUUAGAAAUUAAAAAGAAUACCAGUCACAUAAUAUCUUCUCAUUUUCUUGCAUAAUAUAUCUACUGAAAGAAUCAAAUGUACCAUUUUAUUACUCUCAAAAUGUUUGGCAGGAUCGCAGGAUGUUCAAUUUCGACCUUUCUGAUAUUGAUUCCGGUUGGUAACAAUAUCAAUUAAGAAAUUAUUAUGAGAGGAUGGAUGUUACUGGCGGCAAAAUUGUAAUAACAUCAGUGAUUUUCAUUAUUCUUGAUGAAAUAUAUAUAUUUUUUAGCUUUUAUGUAUUACCAUUUUAACUUUUUGAUGUUUGUGUUUGUGUUAUUUUUGUGGUUUUGCUUUUGAAAAAAUAUUGUUUCAGUUAUUGUUGUGGUAUCAUCUGAUUUUAGAUUAUUUUGUAUACUUCAAAAGAGAUAAUGGUUAUUUUGAAUGUACAUUUUUUUUUUUGUAGAUUUUUUUUUCUUAUAUAAGUUAUGCAUUAUAUCUGUAUGGUCAUUGAAAACAGGAAAUAAGAGAUUAAAAGAAAAUAUGAGAAGAGAGAUAGAAAGAAGUUGAAUGAAACUGAUCGAGUAUUAUUAAUAAGACAGUAGUUUUGAUUAUGGUACGAUCAGUUUUAGCAUUAGCCCCUUGGUGGUCACAACAGGAUGACUUCCCCAUAGGUGUUCCAGGUAUUAGAAAAGGGAAAUUUCCUGAGAAACACCUGAAACAAGUGUAUGGGAUUGUCUGGCAUGUAGCUCAAUACACACCAGUCAUCUGGAGCGUUGAUAAUAUAGCCAUGAUUGUUACAAGUUCAUUUCCUAUGACCCAAUACAAUAGUUUCAACUACUCACACUUUUUAUGAUCAACCAUGACUGAAUCACAGUAGGAAAAAGGGCUUAAUUAUAGCAUGACACAGGAUAAGAUGCAUGUUCCUACUAAAGGACAAACCAUGCACAAUUUUCAAGCUGUGGAAAGUGAAUAUGCAUAAUGUUUGAAGGGAAUGGCAAAACUGCCAAAUCAUGUUUUGUAUGAAUAUCUAUUCUCAUAUACUAGAAUUUACAUAAUAGUUCUCUGGUUGUAACCUGUUUAUUAUUUUUUUAGGGAAACAAGAGCCCAUGUUAAUAUGAAAAAAGAUGGCUUGUACAUAAAAAGCAACAUCAAUUUAUUUAGUUACCUAGUGAACAAUCAUACAUAUAUAUGACACAAAAUAUAUGUAUCAAAAAUGAAAAAAAGGUUUAAAAAAAAAGGAUAUAAUGAAUAUACUGCUAUAUUUUUAAGUGCUUCACCUGCUGUUUUACAAUGAGAACUCACAGAGUAUUGAGCAUUUCCUAUACUAUAUCAACAGGAUAUGUUUGGUAUAUGAAUUCCAUAUAUAACAGCCUUUCAGAACCCCCACAAAUGAUAUUAUAGAUGCUUAACUAGCUUCUGUAGUUCCUAUGCAUUAUAUAUAUAUAUAUAUACAUAUAAAAUAAUAAACGUCCACUAGACACUAAUGUCGAGGCCUAUGCUCACAGCACAUUUAAAAUUUGUUGAUUAUUUCCCUCCUUUAUUUUAUCUCCUUUUCUUUCAUUAUCGUCCACAAUGCUGCUGUCAGGGAACUUGUGAUAUGUAGCAGUUGCAAAGGCGCUACAACUCCGUGCCAAUGGAUGUUUUUCCUUAGUGUCAUUUAAUGUUCGAAGGUUAAGAGGAGAGUUGUUGGUUUUAUUCUCUCUCUAUUGAAAUGUGAUACGGGAAGAGUAUAGCAAGUUGAUGUGUGCUGUUUAUGAGUUGCUGUUGCGUAUCUUUUGUAAGGUUGUUUUACUUUCUUUGUAACGUGUGGUUUGUUCAUUAACUGAUAUGAAUGGAGUUUACAGUCUAUGUUUCUUGUAAGUAGCUACUUAGAGAGUGUUUAAAAGAAAGUAAUCAAAUUUGAUUUGUCUUUUUCAUAAGAAUGACACUGAAUUGUGAUCUUAAGCACAAUAAGCCCUUAGCAUUAUGCAGGUGUAUCAACUUUUAUCCUUAACGAAAGAUGCAAUGUUACGUUCAUCUUCUACUUAAUUUAUAAUGUAAAAGAUGUACACAUAUUAUAUUAUUAAAUCCAUGAAAAUAUUAUUUUUGUGGCUUUGUAAUGCACUAGUUAGUAAGAACAAUAGUAUAUGAUUUGGGUUGAUUUAAUUGUCUUUUGAUAUAAUUUCUGCACCAGGUUUUAUAAUCUGUAAGCCACCAUGUUUGUAUUUAGCAAAACCCCAUUUCAUAAUAUAAAAAAAAGUUGAAAUGCAUACAACCAUCGGGUUUCCAGUCAGGGUUCAAGUGCGAAAUACAAACUAAUGAUGACUUGCAAUAAAACCGCCAAGAAGAGCAGGUUGACAUGCUGUCUUGUGAGGAAUGGGACAGCUAAAGAAGUUGUCCCGUAGUAUAAGCCGUACAUGUCAUUAUUCUGCUCUGUACCCACUAGGAAGGAAAGCAUGUGUGAAAAGCAUACAACUGUACGCAUAGUAUAGCAUCUACAUUUCAUAGGAGUAGAGAGCUAUAGUGUGUGCAUCUGUUAUCAGUUCAGGAUACAGUACCUUGCAGGUGUGUGAGUAUAUGUUUGUGUGUGACUAUUACAUAUGGUCUUUUUACUUUGCAAAUAUAUGGUAUAUAUCGGGGAACUUCCCCCAGUUCCAUGGUGUAAAACUGCUUAAAAUUGUUAAUCCUUUUAAAAGUUCACAGAUUGUUUUCAUGUUAUAUAUAUUUUAGGCUUCCAUUCAAGUGAAAAUAUGUAUAUAGGAAUAAAUGUUACUAAAAAUACUGUUAUAUAUGAAGAUAAAGAGAACAUGUUUUAUGAGACUAUUAUAUAGUAUAAAAGUUUGUAUUCAGAUUAUUUGCUUUAUAUAUAAAAUCUAUUUUGCCUAUGGAUAUAGAUCUAGCAACUUUUACAUUUAAGGGUCAUCAUAGAUACCCUACAAGUCCAUGUAUACAUAACUCCCGCAACAUUGUAUAAUGUAAGAUAGAGCAUACAGCAGUAGUUAGUGUCGAACACAUAUCACUGUAUAUUGAGCACAUCAUAUCAAAACCUCAGACUCUCUGCUACCUGUACCUUAAGAAACAUGAAAGUCAUUGUGGAAAGCAAAGGAGUGUCUUUUGAGUUGACCAAACCAAAGUGGCUUGACAACUGGCAACAAAAAUGACGAUUAAGGGAAUAUCUAUAUAUGUUAUCUUAAGUGUAUAAUGAAGAUUUGCAGAAUUAAUAACAAAGGAGCACAGGUAUUGAGGGUUACUGUGUAGCAUAAUAGACCUAAUAGAAAAAGCCUUGUUCUUCACAAUGUUUCUUGGUGUGAUGUUAUUGGGCUGCACCGAGUGUUGUAUAUGUGUCAUGCACAUACUGUAGAUAAGAUCUGCACUAUUAUCAUGUAAAUGUACAAAAAAUAGAAAAAAAGUUGCUUAAAGUUGCUUCAUGUGAAUAUUUAGUUUUCUAUUUGAUGGCAUCAUCAGGAAUUGUUUUUCAUAAUCCUUUCACUAGAUAAAUCUUGCAUUCAGUAAGUGGUAUUGAAAAAUGACAUUUAUUUUUUUCUCUCUCUGCUUGAGUUUGCUAUAGCAUUACCAAGUCAGAGCAUGCUAUGAUACGAACUGAAACUAAAGUAGUUUGUUUUUUGCCAUAGAAGCCAUAGUUUUACCUUUUCCAUUUUAUAAUAAUUUGGUUAGCAAAGCCAAGAAAAUACUAAGGAUCUUUUUGAAUCAACAUUCAUAUCACUUAGAGCCUUAAACUUGUCUUGAAAUGCUUUUUCUUAAGAGAAACUGUAAUUAUAAACUGUAUUUUAAUAUUUGCUUCUUUUUAAGGGACUUCCAUAUCAUGCUAUAUUUUAAAUUUUCACAGUUUUUUAAAUACUUAACUUUUUUAUUCUCAGUGCGACUGUUAGAAGAGUCAUUACUGGGUAUGUUUUAUUCUCUCAAAUAUGAAAUAUUUGUCAGAGAUGUAAUUUGAUUUAUGCACAUAAUAUCCAUUGUUUUUCAAUUAGUGUAAUCCCAGAGAUAUUUUAUUUGAGAGCAGAUUAACACUGCGUAAUCCAUUGAAAUUAUCAGGAAAGUUGUGAUAACCAGCAUUUAAAAAACAAAAUACCGUUACUUCAGAUUUAUCCCUAAAGUGCACCUUUUUUUUCUUUUUUUUUUUGAUCAAAGAUUGUGAAUGUGUAUAUUUGUAUUGUUUGAUGAAAAAAAAUAAACAAUUAUGGUCAGCAGACACACACUGAUAAAACCAGAAGAGAGAUUUUUAUAGGAAAUCAAUAUAAUUAGGCUGGAAAUGCUAUAUAUUUUAUUAUUGGCAGUUUAGCUACAUUGUACUCUUUUAUUUAAUUUUUGAGUUCAAUAAAAUAUACCUAAA